Molecule: messenger RNA, 603 nt
Organism: Mycotypha africana
Lineage: Eukaryota; Fungi; Mucoromycota; Mucoromycetes; Mucorales; Mycotyphaceae
Exons: 2
Coding region: 41-382 (113 amino acids)
Source: RefSeq, a predicted model, not a curated record
CGAUGGUUUGGGUAUCCUAAAGACGUACAACAACAUAAAGAUGGUAGUUGUGGAGUCAUCAAGUGGGAGGCUUGAAGAACAUACAACCCAUAGUCUUGAGGAUUCACUCAAAAUUCUCGAGGGCAAUGUCGCUUCUUUGAGGUGGCAGGCUUCACACUACGAAAAUGCAUCGCUAGAAACGUUUAAGAAACUCGGUGCCUAUGGCCUUCAAAUCAUCAAAACGCAAGUGACGUUAAGCAAGACGACAAUUCACGAUAAGAACCGUUGGAAAAAUAUAGAAAUGCGUUCAGCACAAUUACCCAGAAGCUGGGAUGAUAGGUUGAUAUUGCUGGAGUUUUUAGAGUUAUUUGCAACCCUAUAUGUAAGGGCAAACGGAAGCUGAAUGAUGACUAUGGAUAAUGAUUGUUGCAUUCGGAACAAAUAUAGUAAUUAUACAUUCAUAGCUUGAACUUGUACCUGCAGAAUGUCAUGUCCCGAUCACUGUCUAUGGCAUCGAAAUACGAGUGAGAAUUAAUAAAGUAAAACACAGCAUAAACGGCUGUCAACUUAAACUUGAAUUGUCAAGUAAUAAGCAAAUGUUCACAAGUCAAACUAGUAUCAGAU